AUGUCUUAUGCUUACUCAGAAUAUAUAGAAGAAUUUAGUAUAGAAAUAGCUGAUUUCAAUCCAAUUAGUUCUACUAUCUAUAUACCUUUGCCUGAAACUUUGCCAAAAUAUGAUGGUCUAGAUCUAUCUCACUAUGUCUCUGCACCUAGAAUAUUUAAUGAUUCUCUAUACAAAAGUAGUGAGGUAGAACUUAAGCUUAUAACAGAUAUAGAUAA
This is a messenger RNA of Scutellospora calospora, 215 nucleotides long. Lineage: Eukaryota; Fungi; Glomeromycota; Glomeromycetes; Diversisporales; Gigasporaceae. The record is from the annotation of a GenBank genome assembly.